UUUAAAUACAGCUUUGGGAGUUUUUGGUCACGUGAGUCCUGGGUCUUCAACCUGUCCUCUUGCAGCCGCCCGUCAGCACUCACCAAAUCCCAAAGGAUGGCAGAAGAUCCCAUGUCGUGUGACUGUUUUGUUUCAUUGCCCCCUGGCUCUCUUGAUGACCACGUCAUUUUUGGGAAGAACUCUGACCGUCCCCGAGAUGAGGUGCAGGAGGUGGUCCACUACCCACCAACCUCUCACCCUCUGGGGAUCAUGCUGGAGUGUACUUAUAUAGAGAUCCCUCAGGUAGAGCAGACACAUGCUGUCAUCCUUAGUAAACCAGCUUGGAUGUGGGGAGCUGAAAUGGGAGCAAACGAUCAGGGAGUUUGUAUAGGGAAUGAGGCAGUCUGGACUCGAGAGGCUGUCACUUCAGGAGAGGCUUUGCUGGGAAUGGAUCUUGUGAGGCUAGGCUUGGAGCGUGGUGACAGUGCAUUGGGAGCGGUCACUGUCAUCACUGGCCUGCUGGAGCGGCAUGGACAAGGGGGUCAAUGCAGGGAGGAUCCAGAACCUUUAAGCUACCACAACACCUUCCUUUUGGUGGAUCGAAAUGAAGCUUGGGUCCUGGAAACAGCUGGAAGACUAUGGGUUGCACAAAAGAUCUCAGAGGGAGUGACGAACAUCUCUAACCAAUUGACCAUUGGGACUGAGAUUACCACAGAGCAUCCGGAGCUGCGGAGCGUGGCCCAGGCACAGGGCUGGUGGGAUGGUGUAGGAGAGUUCAACUUCUCAAAAGUGUUCAGCCCUGUGAAACAACCCGUCAGGAUGGAGCUUGCCAAGAAGCGCUAUAAGGGGGGUGCAGAGCUACUACAGCAACAAGACGGCUCUGUGACAGCAGAAGUGAUAAUGUCUAUUCUGAGGGACAAGUCCAGCGGCAUCUGCAUGGAUUCUGGUGGUUUUUGCACCACAGGCAGUAUGGUGUCUAUUCUGCCCAGAGAUACGAACCUGCCCUGCAUCCACUUCUUCACUGCAACUCCAGACCCCUCCCGGUCCAUAUUCAAGCCUUAUAUAUUCUCUGAGAACUACACCCCUGUGCCCAUGGUAAUCUCCCCUCACUUUGGCCCCGAUGAUCCUGCAAAGAAGCAGCCGCGCUUUCAGGACCAGGUGGACCGCAGACAUGACCUUUACAAGGCUCACCAGGAGUCACUGAACACAAUGAAGACUGACCCGGACAAGGUCUUAGCUAACUAUAAGAUUCUGAGGGACCUCGAGUCACAAUGUCUGAGUGAGAUUUCAGCCAUGUUGAGUGGAGAGAAACCUGGCGAUGAACUGGGAAACUUAUUUUUUGAUUGUGUGGACACAGAGAUCAAGUUCUAUCAGUGACAUUUGGGAGAACUGGUUGGUUUGAAAAUUGCUGUGGUUCAACAACUUACCUUAUAGUACUUAAAAAUAGAAUCUUAUCUUAAUCAAUUAACUGUGGACAUUUAGUUAUUUAUGAAUGACAACAGUAAAGAACAUAAAGAACACUGAAUGAAUGAAUGGUUAUUUCAAGUUGGAACAGUUUAGUCAAGUUGAAAGGUCAGAGUUUGUGGUUUCAGUGGCUUAUUUGCCCCAUGUACAUGAAACUCCUGUAUGAUGAUCAACUGUUUUUUCAUACAGUAGUCUCAACAGAUUGUUCCUUGUAAACAGAGAAUGGCAAUAAAUGCCACAGAAGGACUCUUGGAACAGUUAUCCUCCAAUAUGCCUUUACCUCACUGCACACAUCGCUGAUACCAUUAUAUGAAUAAUUAGGACAAAGGGGUUUGUUUCAUGACUGGUGUAAAUCCAGCACUGUGGGCAGUUCAAGACUCUGUAGAGGCAGCAUAGCUUUUGCUGUUAAACUUCUUCGAGGUGGUCCCAUCCUCCCCGUUUUGUUAAUUUCACGGUAAUAGUAAAAAGGCAUGUUUAAAAGAGUGAAGGUCUGUGCUGCUGUGGGUGCGAUCACAGCAGAUUUCGCUCAUGUCCAAUUAAAGUGGCUACUUUCAUUCCCUUUAAAUGCGGCAGACUCACAUACUCACUGAUAGAGAUCUCUGUGUGGAGGAGAACAAUGAAUGCCUAAUCGCAGUAAUUCAUGCAUGAUUGAAGCAUUGUCACGGCUUUUGGUCGGUGUGGCAAUAGACAAUGUGAGUGGGUACCCUUAUUAAAAACAAAAUAAGUUGGUGCUAACUGCUGUAGAUUUAAAUAUGUUUGUGGAGCUCAUGUACUAUUACCACCCCCAAUGAUUCGUGUGCCCGCCCCCCCAUAGCCGUCCUAGCCUGCCACAUGAUUUCAAAUAUAUGAUGAUGAUAAUAGUACUACCACUACUAAUACGGCUGCUACUAAAACAGUGGUGCCUCUACUUACGAACAUCUCUAAGAAUGAAAAAUUUCAGGUUACAUAAUGCCUGCUAGGAAAAAUAAUGUCUAGUUAGAAAGGAAAAUUCAGUAUUUGAAAGGAAAAAAUAGCUGGUAGAUUCACAGACCCCAAAUUCCACCGAAUGUAAUGAUCUUGUAUCUUGGUUUGUGUGGUCUGAUAGAGCUGCUCUCCCAUUGGCUAUCGCCAUAGCAUCUUCCUGCCAUCCCAUUGGCUAAGAGGAGCAUUUAUCUUUACCCGUGAUACACAUCAUACACCUUAUUUGUGAGGGGCAAAUUGGCAAAUGUGCACUAAUCCUGCGCUUGCUUGUGCACAAAUCUUGCACAAAAAUCUCUACGCCAGCAAUCGUGUUCUCCCACAGAUCCACUGUCCACGAAAAUAUGACCCUAAAUGUCUACAAGACAUCUGAUCAUCAGUUUAACCCAAGAACAAUGACUUCUGUAGUCGUAAUAAUGCUGUAGAUGGCACAUGCAGUAGUGUAGCAGUGGUUUUGCACUUCAGUAUUGUAUGGAGUAGCUUCAAAGUGUGGAUUUGUUGGAAAAGAACGUGUUGUCAUGUAAUGGUUACAUGGAGAAUAUGAAAUAAAGACUUUGGAAUGUGA
Molecule: messenger RNA, 2965 nt
Organism: Syngnathoides biaculeatus (alligator pipefish)
Lineage: Eukaryota; Metazoa; Chordata; Actinopteri; Syngnathiformes; Syngnathidae
Gene: scrn2
Product: secernin 2
Exons: 8
Coding region: 97-1356 (419 amino acids)
Biological process (GO): proteolysis
Molecular function (GO): dipeptidase activity; cysteine-type exopeptidase activity
Source: RefSeq, a predicted model, not a curated record